Messenger RNA from Cyclopterus lumpus (lumpfish), 1838 nucleotides. RefSeq names its product zinc finger DHHC-type palmitoyltransferase 23b (gene zdhhc23b). Gene Ontology annotation, cellular component: endoplasmic reticulum; Golgi apparatus. Bases 275 to 1582 code for a protein of 435 amino acids. NCBI's taxonomy places the organism in Eukaryota, Metazoa, Chordata, Actinopteri, Perciformes, Cyclopteridae. Gene Ontology annotation, biological process: protein targeting to membrane; peptidyl-L-cysteine S-palmitoylation. The record is from RefSeq and is a predicted model, not a curated record. Gene Ontology annotation, molecular function: protein-cysteine S-palmitoyltransferase activity. The transcript is spliced from 6 exons.
ACCGGGUGGCCCCUCUGACGUCAGGAUCCAGGGACACUGUUUGGGGGCAGAGCCACAGGACGUCACCCUCAACAGCGAUCUCGAACCCGGACGAGAUCCCCGCCGAGAUCCCGGACCCGUGAGAACCAAGACCGGUUUAUUUAGACUUCCGAGAAACACCGGAUACGUCAGCCGCUGAAGACUUCCGGUGAGACGCCGCCUCAGUCGAGAUUCAACGUUACUCGAAAGCUUCGGCAUGUAGCGGCUCUGCGAUCAGGCUGUAAGGCUGCCCAUCAUGAAGAAGCGAGCCAACAAGGGGCUGGAGGAGGAGACCUUGUGCUGCUGCGAGUAUGUGAACAGACUCGGAGAGCGCAGCCAUGUCGGAGCCUGCUGCUGUGACUGUGAGGACCUGGAUGACGCCUGUGACAGGUUUCUAAAGAGGGAGUCUCAGAAACCUGAAUCCCUGUCACAUGUGACUGCAGUUGUCACAGACCGGAUUCGUUUGCCCUGGCUGUGGGGUGGAGCCCGAAAAGUGGACCUGUCCAUCAUCCCUCCUCUUAUUCUCUUGCCAGUCCUUCUGCACAUCGCUGCUCUCCACUUCCUGCUCGGCGUGGUGGUUCUGACAGCUCUGCCCGGCCUGGUGCUGUGGUACUACUACUUCACCCACCGCAAGAAGGGACAGACCCUCUUCUUCCUCAGCCUGGCCCUCUUCUCCCUGGCGUACAUGUACCACUUGUUCAUCACUGAGGUGCUUCCCAAUGGGGAUAUUGGUCUGGUCCAGCUGGCCGUGGUAACCGUCGGGGUCGUACUCACCCUAGUCGCCCUUGUCCACACCAAGAGAGAACUCGGCAUUGUGCGACCAAACCAAGAGGCCGUCCACAGCACGGUGACGUAUUACACCCCUCUGGUGGACAGAGACGCUGCUGUCAACGGGGGGAGGGUGGAUGUGACCAUGACCAAAGCCAACCGGGCGGGAUCGUCGGAGCAUGCGGUGGCGGAGCUGAAGGAAAGCGGCCGAAGGAACUGGUGUCCGGUGUGCAGGAUGGUGCGGCCCCCGAGGGCGGGACAUUGUCGGAUCUGUGGCGUCUGCGUGCUGCGUCUCGACCACCACUGUGUCUGGAUAAACAGCUGUGUGGGGCAGACCAAUCACCGCAGCUUCCUGCUUACGCUUGUCCUCUUCCUGUUGACGUCUCUGUAUGGGAUCAUCCUGGUGCUGCAGAGUGUUUGUCCCAAUCAACACCUCUUCACCGCCCUGCUCUACUGCCCAGGGGUCUACAACCAGUACAGCACUGCACUUUGCUUCACCUGUGCGUGGUACAGCAGCAUCGUGACCUGUGGGUUGCUCCACCUGCUGAUGGUGCAGGUCAUCAACGUCAGCUACAACGUAACCGAGCGAGAGGCACGCACGGCCCUGAGGGACAAAACCGUUCGCAGCGCCUACUGGGGACUCGUCGUGGACACGGGCGUCUACUCUCGAGGUUUCCGUGGCAACUGGGCAGAGUUCAUGACCAUGGGAGAAAAGCUGAAUCACCCCUCUCCCGUCCCAGCAGACCUGGUUGCCUUGCUGGGAGACGACGAACAAGAAAAAUGUGAGAACCAAUAGUUGCUCUGGUCCUCGUAGUGUUGAUUUCUCUGAGCACGGUGUCGACGCCUCAAUGACACAGGAAACAUAUUUUUAAAGAUUGUCUCUCUCAAACACUUACCUGCAGUGUUCACAAAGGAGGGUACCUAACUUGACCUUGUGAGUGUCAUGGAUUAUUUAUCGCCGAUGAAUGAAACGUCUCGCCACAUAAUCAGGCAAUCAAGGUUCUACAGUUUGUCAUUGCAUUUAACAUAAUAAAUGAUCGGACAGCCAUGAA